CGCAUCGAUGCGCCUGCGCAAACACCCCUUCGGACGUGCUCAUGCGCAGCUCUCAUUCACUUUCUGCUCUUCCAUCCAAAAAAGAAUAUUGCGCUAAGGACUUUGGGGCUGGAAGAGGGCAUGUGUUGCCAGCUGCAAGGGCAGGCUGCUCGGCCGCUCGGAGCAGGGAAAGCGGAGAAGUAGUGAACUGGUUGUCUACCGGCUGGAAGCUGGCUGCAUGAUGGAUCCUCUUCUAGCAAAAAAGAUCUUCAAAGGAGUUUUGGUCUUGGAAAUGUUGGGAGUUGGUGGAGCCUAUAUGCUAUAUUACAAAAUGGACACAAGUCAAGAUUUCAGGCAAAAAAUGAACAGGAGAUACCCAUCUAUCCUUGAAGUUUAUUAUAAAUGCAAUGAAUGGUCUGGUAUUUAUGGCCUAAAGGAAAAAGAUCAAGAGACAUGGCUGAGCAGUAAAAACUAGCUCGGUUUGUGCCGGAAUUUCUUUUUCUGCUUGAUGAUACUUUUCACAUCUUUAUUGUGAAGCCACCUGUCACGUUCUGCCUCCCACUUCAGCUGUUUGACAUCUAGGGAAGAAAGACAGAAAGCAAAUCAGAAGUUGGCAAAAUAGUCAUAUCCUUUGAAAAAUAUGAAUUGCCUAAGCUAUGAGUUUCAAAAUACAUCAAUAAAGCAUGAAUGACUAGUU
This is a messenger RNA of Eublepharis macularius, 676 nucleotides long. It is a transcript of the gene CEBPZOS, whose product is annotated as CEBPZ opposite strand. Lineage: Eukaryota; Metazoa; Chordata; Lepidosauria; Squamata; Eublepharidae. The record is from RefSeq and is a predicted model, not a curated record. The transcript has 5 exons. Bases 218 to 454 code for a protein of 78 amino acids.